CACUUAACCGCAGUGAAACGUGAGCGGGGCUGUAUUUUUGGGAUGUUUUAGACGGGGAGCGAACAAAGACGCAGGCCCGAGAGUUUGUGGAUAAAAGUAGCAGUAAAGAAGAAGAAAAGAAGAAGAAGAGUAAGAAGAAAGAGGAAGCCACGUCGUUCCGGCAGAGGGAGGAGAUAUGGCUGAAGAUGUCCGUGGAUUCUGAGAAGUCCUGUAUUCUGCUAUUAUCCAGAGACUCCAGGACUUCCUGCAUCUUCCAGACUGCUGAUGAGAAGGAUGAGAUCCCCGGGGUGGGGGAGGAGAGCGUUCUGGAGAUGCUGAGCUACUCCAAGUUCUCGGACCUGGAGACAUGGCUCUGCAUGCCGUCCUCGUUGCUCCUCCCCCGGCCUCCAGACUCCGCCCACUCAUCAUGCUCCAACCUGUCGUCCUCUUCGUCCCGCCACUCCACCUGCAGCGAGCCGGCGGAGGCCAGCGGGACCCUCAGUUCCCGCAGGUGGUCCCUCAGAGAAUCCAGCAUUGUCCCCCCUGAACUGGGGAAGGAGGCGGCGUUUCUGUCCACGCCGCUUCUGCCGCUCCUCUCCUCCACCCCCAACGCUUCACCGCAGCCUCCAGCCGGAGACCCCGCCUUGCAUGGCGGCGUCAGUGUUCGGAAACGGCGGCGGCUCGCUGCCAGUCCUGGAGGACUCCACUGGAACUCUGCAGGUAAGCUGCAGCGCGACUUCUACUCCCCGUAUCCGUCUCCGAGCUUGAGGGCGAGCGCAGCAGGAGGGGGCGGGGCCAGGAGGGAUGAGGUGGGCGGAGCUUCACCUGCGUGGGCCGGCGGCCGGCCGCCGCUCAGGAAAACGGUCUCGGCUGACGGGGAGCUGCUGUGUUCAGGGGGAGAGCAGAGACACCUGAAGCUGCUGAGUCGGCUGGAGCGAGGACGCAGGAAGCUGCACAGUCUGCAGGGCCCAGGAACAUCUGGAAGAUACAACAGCAGGAAAAACAGGUUUGAGAGUAAGGUCCACCGGCUGGCUCAGAGGUGGAACCACAGACCAGGAGAUGGUCUGAUCCAGGACCUGAAGCCCCUGUACCUGUCAGGAACCGCUCGGUCCUCCCUGAGCCUGGACAGGCGCCUCUCGGGCGGGAUGACCCAGCAGAUGCAGAACCUGCAGCUCUCCCAGAGCAGGAGGUUCCCCGGCGGGCCGGCGUCCCCCAACGCCGCCAAGCGCCUCUACCGGAACCUGUCGGAGAAGCUGCGGGGCAGCACCUCCUCCUUCGAAGACGCAUACUUCUUCGGGAAGACGGACCGGCUCCGCAAAGCCUCGACGAUGCAGGGCAGCGACUGCAUCUUCGAGGCGGUGGAGCAGCAGGACCUGGACGCCGUGCAGAUCCUGCUCUACCAGUUCUCCGCCGACGAGCUGGACCUGAACACGCCCAACAGCCAGGGCCUCACGCCGCUGGACAUCGCCAUCAUGACCAACAACACGCCCAUCGCCAAGCUGCUGCUGAAGGCCGGCGGGAAGGAGAGUCCGCACUUCGUCAGCGUGGAGAGUCGCGAGGCGCACCUGAGCACCCUGGUGGAGGAGGCGGAGCGCCGGGCGGCCGACCUGGCGGCGCAGGCGCAGAAGGACGGCCUCUCGCUGGAGGCGUGUCACAAGGACAAGAUGCUGCGGACCUGGGAGUGGAGGAGCAAGCUGUACCGGCGCAUGAGGACGGGCUUCCAGCACGCACGUCCCCCGGAGGCCCCGUCUAUGGUUCAGCUGAGCGUGAGCAGCAGCACCACGCUCACCGUCACCUUCCAGGAGCCACAGAGCCUCAACUCCACCGUGGUCACCAAGUUCAGAGUGGACUGGAGCUGCCUGAAGGACUUCUCCCUGCUCGCCGGUGAGAUGGUGGUGGACAACCUGCAGAACCUCCAGUGCACCAUCAGCGGCCUCUCCACGGGUCGGCUCUACUACGUUCGAGUGGCUGCCUACAACAUGAAGGGCUGGGGCCCCCCCUCCUGCUCCCGCCCCCCCUCCGCCGCGCCGUCCAACUGGAGGGAGAGCGACGGCCAGGAGCCCCGGCGGCAGGGCCACAUCGAGGCCAUGGAGCGUCUCCUGCAGCAGGUCCGGGCCACCCACACACACUACUGCUCCGGAGACUCCUCAAAGCUGCAGAACCCCAGCAGGAAGCAGUCGGUUUCCAGGAGCCUCAAACACCUCUUCAACUCCUCCAACAAGUUUGUGAAGACACUGAAAAGGGGCGUCUACCUGGCCGCCAUCUUCUACCACAAGGACAGUCUGCUGGUGACGACGGAGGACCAGAUCCCCAUCGUGGAGGUGGACGACUCCUACGGCAGCUCGCUCAUGCAGGACUUCCUCUGGUUCACCAAGCUGUCCUGCAUGUGGGAGGACGUCCGCUGGCUGCGACAGAGCACUUCGGUCUCCAUGUCGUCCUCGUCCACUCUGCAGACCCGACACAAGAUGCUGAGCGCCGCCGGCCAACUGCAGAACCUGCUGGGAACUCAUAACCUGGGUCGGGUCCACUAUGAGCCCAUCAAGGAUCGCCAUGGCAACGUGUUGCUGGUCACCAUCCGCGACACGGAGAGCCAGCACUCGCUGUUCAACGGGAAGUGGAUGCAGGUGACCAAACUGCAGAGCCAGAGGAAGAGUCUGUCGACCCCGGAGGAUCCGUACGCCCUGGACGUGCUCAUCAUCACCAUACAGGACAUCCUGGGGUACCAGCGGCGCAGCAGCCACCGCCUGCCCCCCGGACUCUACCUGGGCUACCUGAAGCUCAGCAGCUCCGUGGACCAGAUCAGGGUCCUGGUGUCCAAGCGGACCCCCAACGUGCUGUGCCACGCCCGCAUCCGCGACAACGCCAACGUGUCCAGGGAGGAGUGGGACUGGAUCCAGGCGCUGGCGGCUGCAGGUGAUCAACACCUCAGCGAGGAGGACGGCGAGGAGGCGGAGCCCCGGCGGGAAAGCCACGCCCCUCUACUCUACUACGAGCUGCAGACGGCGAUAAAGGCUCUGCUGCAGCUGCUGAACCUACCUCUGCACCAGGCCCGUCACUUCCGUCUCUACAGCCAGGAGGUGGUGGAACUGGGUCACGGCGUCUCCUUCCUGCUGCUGCUGCCGCCGGCCGACGACGUCUGCUCCGCCCCCGGAACCAGCAACCCCUACACGCCCAUGUCGGGCUUCCUGCACCUGCCACUGCAGAUGUUCGAGCUCGUUCUCUUCUGCACCUACAAGGAGAAGUUCAUCAGUCUCUACUGCCGUCUGUCGUCCGUCCUGGACCUGGACGCCCUCAUUACCCAGCAGGCCUUGCGCGAGGCCAUCACGGACAGCGAGGUGACCACGGCCCGGCAGAGACAUCAGCUGGUGCUGGACUACAUCCAGCAGCUGGACGAGACGCGGCGGGACCUCCGCUGGAUCACGGACGCGCUGCAGUUCGCCCGCUACAAGCAGCCGCGCGGCGGCGUCCCCAUCACCUGCCUGGUGGACACCGGCGCCCUGGACGCCAGCUCCGCCCAGCAGAAGACGGACUCCACCUCCUCCGCUGCCGACUACCUGGCCACGCCCUCCCCGUCGCCGGAGCUGCGACGCAGGAAGCCGCUGGGCGACGCCCUGGGCUCGGACGAGGACGGCUCGUCGGAGGUGUUCCUGCCCACCGACAGCGACUACGACUCCAGCGACGCCCUGAGCCCCCGAGACCUGGACCUGCUGUACUCGCCGGACCUUUCCCAGCAGGCCUUGCACCCGCUGGGGGGCAGCGCCCCCGACGUCCUGCAGACCCACGAGCUCAGGUACAGCGUCUGCGGCUCCGCCCCCUCGUCGUCCUCAGACCCCUCCCCCUCCCUGUCCUGGACCCUCCCCCCGUCCCCGUCCCUCCCCCUGUACGACGCCACCAAGACCCUGGAGGGCCUGUCCCUGUCCCGGGAGGCCGCCGCCCCCCCGCGGGGCCCCGCCCCCCCGAGGGGCUCCACCAACCCCGUCUCCAAGCGGAAACACGGCGGGGGGCAGUACUUCGGCAGCCCCCCCCGCUGGAUCAGGGGCCGCGUGAAGGAGAGUCUCCCCGGGUCCCUGUCGGAGGGCGUCUACACCCCCGCGGACCCCCCCCCCGCCCGACAGCACCACCUACAUCAGCCACGCCUCCUGCGUGCUGGAGAGCAGCCUGGGCCGCCACCACAGGCCGCACCCACAUGUACGCAGGAUCUUCGCGGAGCCCCUCAAGGCGCCGUCCCGGGGCCCCGAGGGGGGGGCGGAGACUAACGCGAUGGGGGCGGAGCCUGGCGGGGAGGGGGAGGGGCCAGAGGUGGACUCAGACGACCAGAGCAACUCCCAGCUGUCGGAGAUCCUCAGCA
Messenger RNA from Cololabis saira (Pacific saury), 4327 nucleotides. It is a transcript of the gene ankfn1a, whose product is annotated as ankyrin repeat and fibronectin type III domain containing 1. Bases 186 to 4235 code for a protein of 1349 amino acids. NCBI's taxonomy places the organism in Eukaryota, Metazoa, Chordata, Actinopteri, Beloniformes, Belonidae. Gene Ontology annotation, cellular component: spindle. The record is from RefSeq and is a predicted model, not a curated record. Gene Ontology annotation, molecular function: protein binding. Gene Ontology annotation, biological process: regulation of establishment of bipolar cell polarity; establishment of mitotic spindle orientation. The transcript is spliced from 25 exons.